Messenger RNA from Paecilomyces variotii, 2125 nucleotides. RefSeq names its product putative C6 transcription factor. The record is from RefSeq and is a predicted model, not a curated record. Lineage: Eukaryota; Fungi; Ascomycota; Eurotiomycetes; Eurotiales; Thermoascaceae. Gene Ontology annotation, molecular function: DNA-binding transcription factor activity, RNA polymerase II-specific; zinc ion binding; DNA binding. The coding region runs from base 43 to 1761 and encodes 572 amino acids. Gene Ontology annotation, biological process: regulation of DNA-templated transcription; DNA-templated transcription. The transcript is spliced from 4 exons.
UAUCGAGGUCAACAUUCGUCCGAAUCAGGCUACAUAGUAGCCAUGCAAACACCACACGACCUGUCAAGCCAAAAGCAGGAUAAUCCUGUAUCAUCCGCCUGUGUUCCAUGUCGGUCUCGCCAUUUGAAAUGUGACGGGGUCGCGCCUACCUGUAGUCGUUGCCAAACUACGAACACGAACUGUUAUUACAUCCAGUCCCGGAGAGGAUUGAGACCAAACAAAGCAGACAAUGCAUCAUCCAAUGUGCCUUCGCAAGCCUCUCUUCCUCUGGAGGGAUCAUCAGACACGGAUGCUAUUCUGGAUCCGAGCUAUGAUCCUGCGAUGUUUUCCGGGCUGGGAAUGGAUGAUCUGUCCUCCGAGUUUCUGUUUGGGAGCCUUCCUAUGCAAAUGGGCCAGACACAGCAGAGUCUAGAGCAAGCAGUGGAAGCAAGCUCAACACUCGAUCUCCCGAAUGCUGUGGAUAUUCCUCCCAGUGAACUCGUACCGUCGCUUGGGGAUAAAUCGACAUCUCCAUCGUUUCGAGAAGUGGCAUUUGACCCUAUGAUCCAGCUCUACUACCAGAAUUUUCACGGCUCUCAUCCGUUCGCUAUCCCCUGGAAGGCUGUUAAUAGCCCCCUGUGUCAGUACUUGCCAUCCUACUUACUAUCGGUUAUGCGGUAUAUCGGCUCUCAUUAUCAUCCGAAUUUAUCAUUCAGAGAUAUAUACCAGAGAAAGGCCUAUUCGGAAUUAUCUAACGAUAUUUCACGGACGGGUUUCAAGGUUCAGGGCUUGCUUCUUAUCUCCAUUGUGGACCACGCCUCUGGAUACGAAGACAAAGCGCUUCAGACACUUGAUACAGCUAUAAAGAUGGCUCUCGAUAUUCAGAUGAACAGGGAGUCGUUCGUGCGCGACAACUCUGGCGGAAACGCUAUUCUCGAGGAGAGUUGGCACCGGACGUACUGGGAGCUGUAUGUUGUGAGUGGGUUGUUUGCCGCAUUUAGACAACAAACCACGUUUGCUCUGCAUAGUCAAUAUGCAGACAUAAGACUUCCGUGCAGUGAUGAGAUCUACAAUAGAGCCGGUUUGAUCCCGCGGGGAAGAACUCUUGAAGAAUUCCAAAAUUACUGGCUACACGACGAUCCAAGCAAUAAUUUCUCCUCAUUCUCGUAUCGCAUACAGACUACACAAAUCCUAGGUACCAUACUAUCUUUGGGCCACCAUAUGGACAGCAGUGAUGAAAUCCAAGCGGAGGCAAUCGAUGCUCGUCUUGCUUCAUUGGCCAUGCAUCAACCAGCGGCGCAGCGGGAAAUUUACAGAAGUAACGGCACUCUCGAUGAGAUGGCUCUUCAAGCACAGAUGAUCAAUUACCUGUCGUUAAUUUGUCUUCACUAUCCCCGUUCAAACAUGCGAUUCGUACCCUUCCGAAACCCCAGCUCUUGCGUCCGACAACGCACAAUAGAGGAUAGCAAUAGCACACUGCCAAACCUCGAUCUCCACUCGGUGAAGGCUCUCAGGGCAGCCGACAUGCUAGCAAGCCUGGCAGCCCUUCCAAGUCCUAUCAAACGACAGAGUCCUUUCAUGACCUGCGGUCUUGCAAUAACUGUCACCGUCCAUCUAGCAGCCGCUCUGACACAAGCUGGGGGCACUAGACUAGACACUCUGAAAGCGAGAAUCGAUCUCGCACUCGGUGGAUUGAAUAUGCUGGGUGAGGUGUGGCCGCUCGCUCAGGCGAUCAGGAAACAGCUCGUGGGCUUAUACUCCGAGAUGAUCGCAAAGCAUUGAUAAUUUCCUUCUUAUGCUGGAGAUUUCAGUUGGUUCAUGGUCAUGGCGCGACUAUUUUGCGUUUGCAUUUACACAUAGAGUUCGCCGGCAUUAUACCCCUGCAAGCUGGCGAAAGUCUGUCUGGAAAAAUAAUAUCUAAAACAGUACAUCUAAUUUACAAAGUUCCUAAUGUAUAUACCUCAUUUAACACGAGAGAAUCAAAGUACACUACGUCUUUACAUCUUUGCAUAACAACCGACAAACCAAUGCCACCAGCGUAUAUCGAUGCGACAGUAACAAAACUGCUUAUCCAAAGCAUAUUCAUCCCACUAAUAAACAUGUCCGCUAGGAUAUCCAGCAGCAAUAAUUGAUUAGUAUUAUAUUA